CAUGGACUUUGCCGAGAUCAUUUGCGCGCUGUUCAUCGCCGCGGUCGCGCUCGUCUCGCUGCUGGCCAACCUGUUGGUGCUGCUAUGCUUCGUGCACAGCGCCGAGAUACGCCGGCAGGUGCCCGGCGUGUUCACCAUGAACUUGUCCUUCUGCAACAUUCUCAUCACCGUGCUGAACAUGCCGGCCACCCUGGUGGGCAUCGUCAGGGACCAGCAGCCGUUCGCCGACUGCGUUUGCCACGCGGUGAGCUUCCUGGAGACGUUCCUCACCGCGAACGCCAUGCUGAGCAUGGCGGCGCUCAGCAUCGACCGCUGGAUCGCGGUGGUCUUCCCGCUCAGCUACUCCGCGAAGAUGCGCUACAAGGACGCGCUGAUCAUGGUGUGCUACUCCUGGCUCCACUCGUUCACCUUCUCCCUGACGGCGCUGCUCCUCUCCUGGGUGGACUACAGCGACGCGUACGCGUCCUGCACCUUGCAGCCGCGCGACCGCGCCGGCGACGGGAUUAGGUUCACGGUCUUCACCGUGGUUUUCCACGCCACCAGCUUCGUGCUCUCGCUGCUCACGCUGUGCUUCACCUACCUGAAGGUGCUGAGAGUCGCCCGGUUCCACUGCAAGCGGAUCGACAUAAUCACCAUGCAGACCCUCUUCCUGCUGGUCGACAUUCACCCGAGCGUGAAACAGAGAUGCCUAGCCGAGCAAAAGCGGAGAAAGCAAAGGGCCACCAAGAAGAUCAGCAUCUUCAUCGGCUCCUUCAUCAUCUGCUUUGCUCCUUAUGUAAUUACAAGGUUGGCCGAGCUUCUACCUUUUGUGGACGUCAACCGCCGCUGGGGAAUCAUCAGUAAGUGCCUGACGUACAGCAAGGCCGCGUCCGACCCCUUCGCCUACUCCCUCCUGCGUCAGCAGUACAAGAAAGUCCUGGUUACAAUUGUCAACAGGCUGCUCCGCCGCGACCUGUACCCUUCCUCUGGCCACAACAGCUCUUUAGACACAGAGAAUGACUACUGUCUCCAGAGGAUCAGCUAAUGGCGAAACCCGCGGACGUGACGGAUGUGCACGCUACGGGUCCAAAAGACAGGGGCUGCCUCUCGGAGGCAGAGGCUUAGGAGAAAGACAGAGUGGACAGGAUAUUAGAAGGAAGGGAAGAGAGACGAGAUGGAGAGGUCAGAUUGUGGGUAGUGGGGAGGGCGGGGCGAGGACCACGGAACAAAAAUAUGGAAGAUAGUGGGUGGAGAAGAUUGAAGAGACCGUAAUGAGGGGGAGGAUGAACAGGCAAAGGAGAGAAAGACAAGAUGAGAUGGGUGAGGGGAAGACAGAUGGGAUGAUGUUGAGACACUAUUGGUAACCAAGGGAUAUUUAAUUAAUCAGCGACACGCACACGCACACACACACACACACACAAAAACUCCACAGAUGCACAGACAAAUCAAUUUCCUCAAACACGGGUUCAGAAUGAAUCUGAAACUGAAGGAGCACACCGCUGGAGACGUCUUCACUCUGAGAGACACGUGUCAAGUGGCCUUCUGUACUGUACCGACCACUUGGUAAUGAGUUGGGUGCAAAAUCCGCUGACCUUUUCCCCUGGCCGCAGGAAAAACAUGACGGGGCCGGCGGCCGACGGGCAGCAGAGCGAAGAAGAGAGGAAGAGACUGCGCUGGUUCCUGCGUCUGGAUGACGUGUCCUCAGUGGACGGAUGUGUCUCUCCGGUUCGGAGACUCGACCGCUGCACAUUAUUGCCAUGUUCCGUGUUGACCGCGUUAGGCUACUUUGCGGUGUCGUGUCAGUCACUGAAUAUUGAUGCACUUUGUCUAAACCUCUCAGCGCUACGGUAGUCAAAGGAGCCAAAGGCAACUGACAUGUACGCCACGCUAUGAAAGGACAGGGCUGGUGAUAUUCCACUUAAAUCUUUUUUUUUUUUUUUUAAAUCAACGAGAUCAGUGAAAAGAUAAAAACAUACUUUUUUCCUUCUGUAUUGUCAGAAUUCCCCAGCAUGCCCGUCGCUCUUACCCCCACAUUUUUAGAUAUACUCUAUGCUAAGCAGAAAGGAGUUAACAGUGGAUUUUUUUUGGGGGGGGGGGGCUAUUUUUAAUAAAUACAAGUUUGGCGAACUAGUAAUUGUAGCAUCAGUACAGUGAAAGUAGGCUUGGCCCUAUCAUGUUGAUGGUGACGAAGAAUCUUGUUGCAGCAACAGGGCGGCUCACUGGUGGGCUUUCAAUAAUCCCUGGACAAAUCACCAACAGUCAAAUCAAAAAUUUGAAUGUAUAAUUUAUUGUAAGAACAGGUGCGGCAGCCUUUUUUCUUUUUUUUUUUUUUAAAGUUCCUGGGUCUUGCAAAAACAUUUUAGCUGUGACACGUUUAUUUAAUUUUUUUUAUCAAAUCCAAACUUGUCAGGCGUAUUCAACAGGUGAACUCACAGGAGGCAGGGAUGAUGGGAGUUUGAAGAUUCAGGUCACAACGUCACGUCAGGUGAUUUGAAUCCAAAUGUUACACAUCAGCCUGGUCAGCCGCUCAUACGCGGUCUUACCCUUUAUGAAGUGACGAGACGGAAACAAGGUUUUGACGACACCUGCCUCAGACCGUGUUGUUCCUAAAGCUGCGGCUGUCUCGGUGAUAAAGUAAUAAACGCAUCUGUAAUUGUCCUCGAGCCCUUCGAAAGAAUAUUGAGUAUUACAGCAUAACAGCAAAUAUCUCAAAUAAACUUUUCCAAAUAUACAUUAGCUGCAUGAAUUUCAUUCAUAUCAAGUUACAAAACAUAAAUAUUGUCUGUUGUUGAGUGGCAGCUGAGGUGAAAUGGACGAACAGAGGGACGAACGCCGACACACUUGUUCGUAGCAGGGUGACAUCAUUUCUGGGUUUGGUCUUUUCGUGGGUUUUUGCUCACUGCAAAAAAAAAAAAAGAAAAGAAAAGAAAAAAAGUAGAAUAUCACCAGACUUUUUCUUUACAGUUGUGCGUACAGGUGUAACUGAAUGUGCUAGAGAUAGCCCACUCUUACCUGAAAUGCUUCUGUUUUGCUGUGCUGUGUUCUGCCAGUCGACUGGAGAAAAAAAUGCUUCUAUGGAUAUUUACAUGACGUUAUUAUGUACUUUGCACUGUACAGGAACAACGUUUUGUCCAUAGACGGAGAGGGAAGCAACGUGCCGUAGCAUAUAGGGAAGCUUUCCAAGUGCUUUUGAAACACACUGUUUUCGUGCCAGUGCCAGAUUUAAACAUGUGACUUUUUGUUCAGCUCUUCUCUACUUUAACCAGAAUAGCUGCUUUUAUUACUAUUUAAAAAGUCAAAUAAAUCGGUUUUCUUUGGACGUAUUUUCUGCACAUGUAUACUUUUCCUCCUGUGAGGCACUUGCUGUUCUUUGACAGUGUGAUUAGCUAUUAGUGGAAUAUGUGCAAUAAGGCCUGUCACUUAUAAAGCUAUUAAAAACAUUUGUGAUUUCACAGUAA
Messenger RNA from Scophthalmus maximus (turbot), 3437 nucleotides. RefSeq names its product G-protein coupled receptor 26. NCBI's taxonomy places the organism in Eukaryota, Metazoa, Chordata, Actinopteri, Pleuronectiformes, Scophthalmidae. The transcript has 3 exons. The record is from RefSeq and is a predicted model, not a curated record. Gene Ontology annotation, biological process: adenylate cyclase-activating G protein-coupled receptor signaling pathway. Gene Ontology annotation, cellular component: membrane. Bases 2 to 1024 code for a protein of 340 amino acids. Gene Ontology annotation, molecular function: G protein-coupled receptor activity.